Stylophora pistillata is the source of this 1555-nucleotide messenger RNA. RefSeq lists its product as uncharacterized. Gene Ontology annotation, cellular component: nucleus; chromosome; cytoplasm. NCBI's taxonomy places the organism in Eukaryota, Metazoa, Cnidaria, Anthozoa, Scleractinia, Pocilloporidae. The record is from RefSeq and is a predicted model, not a curated record. Gene Ontology annotation, molecular function: ATP binding; four-way junction helicase activity; 3'-5' DNA helicase activity. Gene Ontology annotation, biological process: double-strand break repair via homologous recombination.
UGGGAGCCUCAGUUUCAUGUAUUCAAAUUUUGAAGACUGCUCUGACUGGAUGGAUAUUUUAAUCCCUAAAUCCGUAACAUGAUUGGUCGAGAAAAUGUUACUAUGGGUAGGGUGCACCGGGAAAUUGGUCAUGAUUGAGGGGAGUAGACAUAGUGAUUUCAAAAGCUAAAAGUGUGACUUUUGAGUGAAGCGUUUUAGAGUGAUAUAAAGUGAUUUAUUCUGAAGUUGCUCCAUUUUUCCUUUGUUGAGACAUAAUAUCAGCAUCUACAUGGCUUUAUCUAGGAGUUUGUUUGACAACACACUUCCUACAAUUCUUGAUAAGCGUUUUCCGGAGAUAGAACAACUCUCGGAGGAACAGAGGAGCGCUUUGUUUGGUAUUCUAAGCCGUGAGGAUGUCUUCGCCAUAUUGCCGACUGGACAUGGCAAAUCCAUCAUAUUUCAACUCUUGGUGGACUUUUGCAAGGAACUUAAUCUUCGGGAACUUCCUUAUCCAAUCAAAGGAAUAAUUUUGGUCGUUUGUCCGAUCAAUUUGCUAGUCGAUUCACAUAUUCGAAGUUUGGAGUCGCGUGGAAUAUCUGCAACUCGCUUGACUGGAGAUGUCGACGAGAAGCGAAUUCUACGCGGUGAUUACUCCUAUGUAUUUGCCAGCCCCGAGUCGUUACUUCAGAAUGAAAAGUGGCGAAAAAUGCCCCAAAGCGACGAAUACCAAAAAAACGUCUUUGCUGUUGUCACCAACGAAGCCCACAUCAUACCCAAAUGGGGGUUUAAAACUGAAAAGCAUUCUCAUUCCACCAAGAAGCAGUAUAUUGCUGCUUUCAGGGAAUGCUUUUCAAGACUUGGAGAACUGCGCUCUUUAUUAAGAAAAGAGGUGCCGUUCCUAGCCCUGACUGCAACUGCUAAUCUGAAGACAAGAGAAGCUAUUAAAGAAAGCCUUUGUGUAUGCAAACAAUGUCUGGAAAUCUUUAAAAGCCCAAACAGAGAAAACAUCUACCUGCACAAGGAAAGGGUGAAGACAAACAUUGGCCAGUCCUUCAAGUGGUUGAUUGAUAAAAUUAAAGAGAAAAAUGUCACACUGGAAAAAACUAUUAUUUACUGCAAGUCAAUCAAAGACUGUGGGGGGUUAUUUACAUUCUUUAACAAUGAGCUUGGAGGUAAUGCAUUUGCGAGUGGUUGUGAGCAUUCCUCAAAGAACCUGAUCUUUUCGAUGUUCCACCAUUCCACUUUAGAAAAGAAUCAGAAAAGAACUCCUGAAUCAUUUCAUGAUGAAGAAGGCAUUUGUAGACUUGUCUUCGCAACAAAUGCUCUUGGCAUGGGAGUAAACUUUCCUGAUAUUCGGCAAAUCAUUCAUUAUGGACCACGAAGACAAAUGGAAGAGCUCGUUCAGCAAAUUGGUAGAGCUGGAAGAGAUGGCAAACCAGCCCUAGCCAUCCUUCUGUUCACUGGCCAUCACUUACAACAUUGCAACCAGUCUGUCAAAGACAUUUGCCGAUCUGACACAAAUUGUCUCAGGAGACAACUCCUCAAAGAAUUUGGUACAACUGAGCUAAAAAAUUAA